This is a messenger RNA of Erinaceus europaeus (western European hedgehog), 960 nucleotides long. Its product is annotated as olfactory receptor 3A1-like. NCBI's taxonomy places the organism in Eukaryota, Metazoa, Chordata, Mammalia, Eulipotyphla, Erinaceidae. The record is from RefSeq and is a predicted model, not a curated record. Gene Ontology annotation, cellular component: membrane. Bases 13 to 960 code for a protein of 315 amino acids. Gene Ontology annotation, molecular function: olfactory receptor activity; G protein-coupled receptor activity. The transcript has a single exon. Gene Ontology annotation, biological process: G protein-coupled receptor signaling pathway.
UUACAGGGACCUAUGGAGCCAAAAUUUGGGGCCAAUGGGACAGCCAUCACUGAGUUCGUCCUUCUGGGCUUGGUAGAGACACCAGGGUUGCGACCUGUGAUCUUUGUAAUCUUCCUCUUUGCCUACCUGGUGACAGUGGGAGGCAACCUCAGCAUCCUCACUGCCAUUUUAGUGGAGCCCAAACUUCACACCCCCAUGUACUUCUUCCUGGGGAAUCUAUCAGUGCUGGACAUUGGGUGCAUCACUGUCACUGUUCCCUCAAUGUUGGGUCGUCUCCUGUCCCACAGGCGUGCAGUUCCCUAUGGAGCCUGCCUCACACAGCUUUUCUUCUUCCACCAGUUAGCUGGUGUGGACUGCUUCCUGCUGACAGCCAUGGCCUAUGACCGAUUCCUGGCCAUCUGCAGGCCCCUGACCUACAGCACUCGUAUGAGCCAGACAGUCCAGAGGAUUUUGGUGGCUGUGUCCUGGGCUUGUGCUUUCACCAAUGCUCUGACCCACACUGUAGCCAUAUCCACACUCAACUUCUGUGGCCCCAAUGUGAUCAACCACUUCUACUGUGACCUCCCACAGCUGUUUCAGCUCUCCUGCUCCAGCACCCAGCUCAAUGAGCUGCUGCUUUUUGGUCUGGGGAUCCUCAUGGCUGGUGCACCUGUGAUUCUCAUUGUUACCUCCUACAUCCAUGUCGCAGUUGCAGUCCUUCGAAUCCGCUCAGCUGAAGGCAGGAAGAAAGCCUUCUCCACAUGCGGCUCCCACCUCACCGUGGUGGGCAUCUUCUAUGGGACAGGUGUCUUCAGCUACAUGCGUCUGGGCUCAGUGGAGGCUUCAGACAAGGACAAGGGGAUUGGAAUUCUUAACACUGUCAUCAGCCCCAUGCUGAACCCAGUCAUCUACAGCCUCCGGAACCCUGAUGUGCAGGGGGCCCUGCAGCGGGUGUUCACGGGGAAGCGAGCCCUUGCUUAA